AAUCGGUGGUCACGAAGAAGUUGCACAUACUCAAACACUCUCUUCAUCUCUUCAAUGAUCACCUGCAAAUCUUCAACCUCCUCGUCUUCCUUUGGAACUCACGCUCUCCAAAGGACGGUGAAACCAAGCCCUAGGUUUGUAGGCCUUUUUGAAUUUCAACGUAGCCCUUCUUCUCAGCGCAGCCGGAAGUGCGUAGCCGUGUCUUCCUCAUUUGGCCGACCCCAAUGGAGCCGCUCUGGAAGAAACCUUCUGAAUACUAAUAACACAAAUUCUAAUGCUGAUGAUGUUUUGGGAGAUGAGAAAGAGGAGAAAAUGGUGCAUUGUGAGGUCGAAGUGUUGUCUUGGCGGGAACGCAGAAUCAAGGCCGAAAUAUCGGUCAAUGCCGACAUCGAAUCGGUCUGGAACGCUCUCACCGAUUACGAGCGCCUCGCUGAUUUCAUUCCCAAUCUUGUUUGCAGUGGAAGAAUACCUUGCCCACAUCCUGGUCGGAUAUGGUUGGAGCAAAGAGGCUUGCAAAGGGCAUUAUAUUGGCAUAUUGAAGCACGUGUUGUCUUGGAUCUUCAAGAAUUUCUCAAUUCUGCUAAUGAUCGGAAACUUCACUUUUCAAUGGUUGACGGAGACUUUAAGAAGUUUGAAGGCAAAUGGUCCUUAAAAUCCGGGUCAAGUUUUUCAUCAACAACUUUAUCAUAUGAAGUUAAUGUCAUACCAAGAUUCAAUUUCCCUGCAAUUUUCUUGGAGCGGAUUAUCAGAUCGGAUCUUCCUGUAAAUCUUCAAGCCUUGGCUUGUAGAGCUGAAAGGAAUUUGGAAGGUGUGCAGAAGAUAGCACUCAAAGGGAAUUCAUCAGCACGAACAUCCAUGGGUGUUGUUAGUUCACUCUACAAGAACUUGGAUGGUGGCUUGUGUGAAAUGGAUAAAUUGUCACUUGGAGAGUUUAAAGAGAAAUUUGCUGGCUCUAAUUUGGGUCCCUUGCCUCUAUCUUCUAAUGAAUUGAACAGUAACUGGGGUGUGUUUGGAAAAGUUUGCAGACUUGAUCGAGCUUGCAUGGUGGAUGAGGUUCAUCUUCGUAGAUUUGACGGUCUAUUGGAAAACGGAGGCGUUCAUCGUUGUGUUGUUGCUAGCAUCACUGUAAAAGCUUCUGUUCAUGAAGUAUGGAGUGUUUUAACAGCAUAUGAAAGUCUUCCUGAUAUCGUUCCAAAUUUAGCUAUCAGCAGGAUAGUGUCACGAGAAAACAACAAGGUCCGCAUUCUUCAGGAAGGAUGUAAGGGCUUACUUUAUAUGGUACUUCAUGCACGUGUUGUGCUAGACCUUUGUGAACAUCUUGAACAAGAAAUUAGUUUCGAACAAGUUGAAGGGGACUUUGACUCGUUUCAAGGUAAAUGGCUUCUUGAGCAACUAGGAAAUCAUCACACGCUGUUAAAGUACAUUGUGGAGUCAAAAAUGCGCAAGGAUACCUUUCUUUCUGAAGCGAUUAUGGAGGAGGUUAUAUAUGAAGAUCUCCCAUCAAACUUGUGUGCAAUUCGAGAUUAUAUUGAAAGAAGGGAAGCAGAUCAAUCAGAGGAAGCCCGUGACCAAAAUAGAUACUCGAAGGAACAAAUUGCUUCAUCUAGCAUUAAUAUAGUUGAUGAUUGUAUACCAGCUGAGCAGGUCUGUGCUUUGAAUGGUCAAAGUUCAUUUAGACAGAGGCCCAGGGUUCCAGGCCUACAGAGAGAUAUUGAAGUUCUUAAAGCGGAGCUCCUGAAAUUUAUUUCAGAACAUGGGCAAGAAGGAUUUAUGCCCAUGAGAAAGCAACUUCGUUUGCAUGGAAGGGUAGAUAUCGAGAAGGCAAUCACACGCAUGGGUGGAUUCAGAAGGAUUGCCUCGCUGAUGAAUCUCUCUCUUGCAUACAAAUACCGCAAACCAAAGGGAUACUGGGACAACCUUGAACAUUUGCAAGAAGAGAUAGGUCGAUUCCAAAAGAGCUGGGGAAUGGAUCCAUCAUUUAUGCCCAGUAGAAAGUCAUUUGAACGUGCAGGGCGCUACGACAUUGCACGUGCAUUGGAAAAAUGGGGGGGCCUUCAUGAAGUUUCACGCCUUCUCUCCCUCGAGGUGAGGCACCCCAAUAGGCAGGGGAACCCUGCCAAGGAUAAGAAAAUUGAUUAUGUAAGAUCAACUGAUGUAAAGGAUGAAAACAAGACACCAUCUAAACCUGGUAUGGCUCAAGAUGCACAAAACUGGCUAACGAACCUAAAACAUCUUGACAUCAAUUGGGUUGAAUGAGAAUGUAAUUAUUCUUUUAUUUAUAUUUUCUUAGGGAUGUUAUGUUCAUAAUCUUUUUUGGCCUGGCCAUGGCCGUGAAAUGCCUAUUCAUUGAGGUGGGGAUUUAUGCCAUAGGCAUGAAAAUUCUUCGGAUAAAGCCAACUCAGACUCCAUUUAGCUCGAGAUUAGGGGUAGUGUAUUAUUGUUGGGUGGUGAUAGUUCAAUGGAUAUUGAUUGGAUAUUCAAGAGCUCUAAAAGUAAAAUCUCUUUGCAGCUUAA
Corylus avellana is the source of this 2514-nucleotide messenger RNA. Its product is annotated as polyketide cyclase/dehydrase/lipid transporter. The record is from RefSeq and is a predicted model, not a curated record. Gene Ontology annotation, biological process: regulation of photosynthesis, light reaction. Lineage: Eukaryota; Viridiplantae; Streptophyta; Magnoliopsida; Fagales; Betulaceae.